AUGCCUAACGUUUCAUUUCUAUUGACAGUGUGCCAGGCGGGAGAGAAGUUCUCUGCCGAGAAGAACCUGACAGAACGGCUCUUAUCGAAUUAUGGUCCCAUCUCAGCUCGUCCUCUACGUAACUCAUCGGCACCAAUCAUAGUCUACUUCAGGGCACUGCUCAAGGAACUCAUCUCUUUUGACGAAACUAAUCAAGUCAUCACACUCGUAGUCUACGUCAGAUUGAUGUGGGUAGAUGAGUAUCUACAAUGGGAUCCUGCUGAGUAUGAUAGGACUAUUAUGAUUAUUCCCAAAGACAUAUGGCUUCCAGAACUAACCUUGGAUGAAAAUGUCGAUCGCGAUUUCAUCAGUUUUCCGGAUACCUAUAUAACGGCAACACCGGACGGAACCGUCAACUGGUUCUUCCCGGCCGUCAUCACCACGACAUGCAAGGUCGAUGUCCGUUUCUUUCCCUUCGACAUCCAGGAGUGCACACUGACAUUCCUUCCGUGGUCUAUGGAUGAAAGUAUGAUGAUGUUACGUUUCCCAGAUGGGGUCGACGCUAGCCAAAACAUCUACGAGCGCAACGGCAUCUGGCACCCUUCCUCCUUCACCGCCUACAACGUCAGCCUCUCCUACCUCUGCUGUCCGUACCCCUGGUCCCACGUCAUCUACACCAUUCGACUCCAGAGAGAGUCGAAGUUCUUCCGUGAGACCAUCAUCCUCCCCGCCGUAUUCCUGACCGUACUCAUGGCGACGGUCUCCUGGCUCCAUCCAGCGUCCGGGGAGAAGAUGACGUUGGCCGUGAGCAAUCUCCUGGCCCUCAUCCUCUUCCAGCAGCUGGUAGCGGAUAGCAUGCCUCCUAUUGGAGAUAAUACAUCCAUCAUAGUCACAUUCUUCUUCAUCAUGAUCGCACUCGGAUGCGCGUCCGUUAUCUCUUCCGUGACCGUUCUCCGGAUCUUCCACCACGGCGGAGACAAGCCCCUACCUCGUUGGGUCUGCUACAUCAUUUACCGCUGUGCCGGCUGCACGAUGAUCUUCGGCCGAGAGAGAUUGCAAACCGCACUGAAAGCCAUGUUUUCAGAAGCACCAAAAGUCGCCUUCAUCAGUCAGAUUUCAUUAAGGAAUUCAUUAAGGAAUAACCCCACUACCAAGCUUUCUCAUGAUCCAACACUUAACGCACCUCAUCUUAACGGCAAGGCGACGACAGAGACAGUUGCAAAGAACCAUUCUCCACAGGACUUUCUGGCCCGGGGGACGCCGGAGACCACCUACGAGAAGAACGCCAUGAUGUGGCGCGAGACGGCCCUGGUCCUCGAUAAGGUCUUUGGACUGGUCCAGUUCCUGAUCAUCAUCGGCGCUUGCCUCUAUAUGUUGAUUGGUUACACGACGGCAGACCCCUCUGCAACAAUCUAGUUGGUCCAGUUCCUAGUCAUUAUAGGCGCCUUUUUCUACACGACUCCCCCUCCCCUUCUGCAGCAGUUCAACAUUAUUGCCUUCGC
Messenger RNA from Strongylocentrotus purpuratus (purple sea urchin), 1481 nucleotides. Its product is annotated as neuronal acetylcholine receptor subunit alpha-7-like. The transcript has 7 exons. Gene Ontology annotation, molecular function: extracellular ligand-gated monoatomic ion channel activity; transmembrane signaling receptor activity; neurotransmitter receptor activity. NCBI's taxonomy places the organism in Eukaryota, Metazoa, Echinodermata, Echinoidea, Camarodonta, Strongylocentrotidae. The coding region runs from base 1 to 1395 and encodes 464 amino acids. Gene Ontology annotation, biological process: monoatomic ion transmembrane transport; regulation of membrane potential; nervous system process. Gene Ontology annotation, cellular component: synapse; neuron projection; membrane. The record is from RefSeq and is a predicted model, not a curated record.